AUGGUCCCACGCAACGACACGCACGGCGAGGGCGGCAGCGAUGAGAUCAAAGCGGAAAAGGGAUAUGCCACGCUGGCCACCCUCACCAUCGGCACCAAACCGAUGGUAGAGAAGGAUGGCGGUCAGCGACGAGCCGAGAUCCUCUCCAUCCAAACACGCAAAGGCAAACCAACAUAUUACCUCCACUACGUCGAAUUCAACAAGCGUCUCGACGAGUGGGUGAGCGCUGAACGAAUCGACCUUACACAAGAAGUCGAGUGGCCUGUCCCCGAAAAGCCGGAAGUCAAGUCCAAGCAGAGGACCACCGCCACAUCCAAGACAGACUCCACGACAGACUCCAAGGCCCCUCAACCGAGCAGAUCACACAAACGCCCUCGCUCUUCCACUCUCACCCGCGAAGCAUCAGAAACACCCCAAGAUGGCCUUUCAGCCAAGACCUCUCGCCGACCCUCCUUCACCAGUGGUGGCAAAGGAAAAGAGAACCUCGACCCCGCCGCCCUCACCGUCGCCGCAGAAGAAAUCGGCGCCUCUCCGCAACCAGGCGACGACGACGACGAAGACGGUCUAAACAACACCAUCGACCUCGCCACCGCCGCCGCAGCCGCCAAAGCCGUCCCCUCCCACCACGGCCCCUACGACCCCCAGGCCGAAAUCGACCGCCUGCGUAUCGGCGGUAGCAUGACGCAAAACCAAACCGAAAUCUCCCGCGUCCGCAACCUCGAACGAAUUCAGAUGGGCACCUGGGAAAUCGAACCCUGGUACUUCUCCCCCUACCCGGCCGAGUUCACCGACAGCGACAUCGUCUACAUCUGCGAAACCUGCCUCUCCUAUCACGGCACCCUCACCCAAUUCCAACGCCACCGGUCAAAAUGCACCCUCCUCCACCCUCCCGGAAAUGAAAUCUACCGGGACGAAACAAUCUCCUUUUUCGAAAUCGACGGCCGGCGCCAGCGAACCUGGUGCCGCAACCUCUGCCUCCUCUCAAAAUUAUUCCUCGAUCACAAAACGUUAUAUUACGACGUCGACCCCUUUUUAUUCUACUGCAUGACGAUCCGCGACGCCCGCGGUCACCACCUCGUAGGCUACUUCAGCAAGGAAAAAGAAAGCGCGGAAAACUACAACGUCGCCUGCAUCCUCACCUUACCCCAACACCAACGCAAGGGCUACGGCAAACUCCUCAUCCAAUUCUCCUACGAACUCUCCAAAAUCGAAAACAAACUCGGCUCCCCGGAAAAACCCCUCUCGGACCUCGGACUCCUAGGCUACAGAGCCUACUGGGCCGAAAACAUCACGGACCUCUUACUCGAACGAGAGGCGGAGGGCACACCUAUGUGCAGUAUCGAGGACAUCGGGCAGGCGUUGGCGAUGACGACGAAUGACGUGCUGCAUACGUUGCAGAAUCUGGGCAUGUUGAGGUAUGAGAAGAAGAAUCAUGUGAUUGUGCUUACGGAUGCGGUGGUGGAGCAGAGGCGGGCGCAGAGGGAGAAGGUGGAGGCUAAGGGGGGAGUCGUGAGGAGGAUUGAGGGGGAGAGGUUGGGGGGGUGGAGGGCGCCGGUUUUUGGGGCGGGGGCGAGGAGUUGGAAUUGGUAG
Molecule: messenger RNA, 1590 nt
Organism: Recurvomyces mirabilis
Lineage: Eukaryota; Fungi; Ascomycota; Dothideomycetes; Mycosphaerellales; Teratosphaeriaceae
Gene: ESA1
Product: Histone acetyltransferase
Exons: 1
Coding region: 1-1590 (529 amino acids)
Biological process (GO): negative regulation of DNA-templated transcription; positive regulation of transcription by RNA polymerase II
Cellular component (GO): MSL complex; chromatin
Molecular function (GO): transcription coregulator activity; histone H4K16 acetyltransferase activity
Source: RefSeq, a predicted model, not a curated record